UAGUCAUUUAAAUAAUACUGAACCUGUAAUACAAUUUAUCAAUUUUGACGAAUUUCUUGAUUUCUAUUCAGAACAACUGGAAGAAUUUACUAAAAAUAAGAAAAAUAAAGCAGAUGAUUUCCAGUUAAAUAUAACAUGUAUCAUUAGCUUUUUCUUAUUUGAUGGAUUAUCAAAGAAAACUUCUAAUCAAAUUGCAAAGUAA
Funneliformis caledonium is the source of this 202-nucleotide messenger RNA. The record is from the annotation of a GenBank genome assembly. Lineage: Eukaryota; Fungi; Glomeromycota; Glomeromycetes; Glomerales; Glomeraceae.